Molecule: messenger RNA, 1187 nt
Organism: Odontomachus brunneus
Lineage: Eukaryota; Metazoa; Arthropoda; Insecta; Hymenoptera; Formicidae
Product: alpha-tocopherol transfer protein-like
Exons: 4
Coding region: 474-1187 (237 amino acids)
Cellular component (GO): membrane
Molecular function (GO): phosphatidylinositol bisphosphate binding
Source: RefSeq, a predicted model, not a curated record
CACAGAGAAAAGGAGAGAGAAAGAGCGCGCACAUUAUGUUACAUAAUCAAUUUUAAGUACUUUUGCAUAAAAUACAUAUAUUGCAAAUCCUGAUCAUAAUAUGUAUUAGAUAUGCAUGCGUAAGAUACGUAUGAAGAAAUGAUGUUAAAAUAUGCUCACCACAAGAGUGAGGUAGACCAGUGGUCAAGAUCUUUCUUAUUCACGAAUAGCUUGUAGUAACGGGCAGUAUAUCAUAAACGUUGCAGCGAGACGUUACGUAAAGAUUUGAUUCAGCGAAACGCGUUUAUUAGAAAGCAAAAUUGUCACUAGUCGAAUAAACUCAUUCGCACUGUUAUCAUAUAAUUUGACAAACAGUGUAAAUUCUAUUAAGAAUUUAAUAAAUAAAUAGAGGCAAUAAAUGAGAUAGAUUAGUAGUGUGUUUAUAAAGUGAGAGAGAAACUACAACCAUAUAGAAAAUACAACCAUUAAGUGUGAUGUCUCUCAUAAAGUGUAUUACUCUCGAAGAAGAACUAAUAAAAAAUCCAGAACUUAAGUUGUCAGAUAUACAAAUUCUAAGGGAUUGGUGUGAGAAACAACUGCAUCUGCCGAAAAUCCAGGACGUGGAGCUCGCCAUAUUUCUACACAGUAAUUAUUAUCGUAUAGAGCCGACGAAGAGCACAAUCGAGAAUUACUACACUUAUAGAACUCACAUACCGGAACUAUUCUCCAAUAGAGAUAUACGGAAAGUGAAAGGACUGCGAGAUGCUUUUAAACUCACGGCCGUACUUCCACUAGAGCUUACGACAAAGGAAGGAUAUAGCAUACUGAUGUCACGGCUUGUCGAUAUGGAUCCAUCGCAUUACUUCUUUAAUGAAUCGACAAAUGCUAAUCUCAUGGUGUACGAGGAAUUUCUUUGGACUCGUGGAUCAGUAUUAGGAAAUAUCCUUGUCAAUGAUGCCACGGGUUUCACAAUGGCACAUGUAUGGCGUACAAACUUAGCUUUAAUAAAGAAAUUCAUAUACUACAUCCAAGAUGCCUUGCCAAUGCGUCUGAAGCAGAUCCACAUAAUAAAUACAACGCCAGUUAUGAAAAUAGUGUACAACGUAAUGAAACCUUUCAUAAGCGAGAAACUGCAAAGUCUGAUACACUUUCACACGUCAUUGGAAAGUGCAAAAACGUACUUUCCGAUAGAACGAGACGUUACGUAA